CACACCCUCCUUCCAUGUCGACCGACGGCAAGAUUGCGAAGCCGCCAUUGCAGAUGAACUCGCCGAGACAUGAGCAGGUUCUUCUUCCUGAGCCGCCAUGUCUCUGUUGGGUACAGUCUGCGAGCGAGAUCACUGAGCUCACUCAGCUCCGCUACCAUCUCCAUCUAUCAAAACAACGAAAGGUUGUCCCUUCAAGAAUGCGUCUCCCUGUUACAGCACCUGGGUGAUACGGGAGACGCAGCCUGUGGCAAGUCCCUCCAUUCGACUUGCGUAAAGUCCGGUUUCGAUCGGGAUGUCUUCGUGACGAACAACAUCAUGAGGCUAUACACCCGGUGUGGCGAUUUGUUGAGUGCCCGUCGCCUGUUCGACGGAAUGCCUGAACGGAAUUUGGUCUCCUGGACGAGCAUGCUUUCUUGUUACGUGCAUAACGGGCAGUACGGGGAAGGUCUGGGGGUUUAUUCUCUUAUGUGUCGAUCGGGUGUGAUGCCCAAUGAGUUUGGUUUCUCCUUGGCUCUCAAGGCGUGCAGAUUGGCCAAUGAUUUCACCAAGGGGCUGUUGAUCCAUGGACAGAUAAUUAAGUCUGGGUUUGAUUUGUAUAAAUUUUGCAUUGCUUCUUUGCUCGGGAUAUAUGUUGGAUAUGGAGACGUUGAAGCUGGGCGUACGCUGUUUGACAGCAUUCCACUGGGAGAAGAAUCCGAGGCCUUGUGGAAUGCAUUGCUCGAUGGUUAUGUCAAGAUCUCAUACAUAGACGAAGCACUUCGGUUAUUUAAUCAGAUGGCGUACUCUCGUUCUCCACCAAAUAGUCUUACUUAUUCAAUGCUUGUAAAACUAUGUGCUGACACAUUGAAUCUUGAUAUGGGAAAAUCUUUUCACGGCCGAAUAGCAAAAGUCGGGCUCGAGAAUGAUGCUGUUGUUGGUGGGUCUCUUGUUGAUUGCUAUGCGAAGUUGGGUUUUUUGGAUGGUGCACUUAAAGCUUUUGAAAAUCUAGAGGAGAAGGACAACACGGUAUGCUGUACCUUGCUGUCUGGGUUUUGUCAGAUUGCUGAUGCUACAAAGGGCUGGAAUUGUUAUAUUAGAUUUCUGUCAGAAGGCAAUAAACCCGACAUGUAUACCUUAGCAAGUGUUCUCUGUUUAUGCUCUUACAUGGAUAGUAGGACUCUUGGUUCUCUAGUGCACUGCUCUGUGAUUAAAUAUGGCUUUGAGUUGGAUGCUUUUCUGGGCAGUGCUAUUAUUGAAGUUUAUGGAGGCGUGGGAAUGAUUUCCGAUGCGUAUCAAUGCUUCUUUGAUGUCAGAGAUAAAAAUGAGGUUUGCUUCGGUGUGAUGAUCAAUAACUUGGUUUUAAAUUCAAACAACGAGAGGGCUCUGGUUCUGUUCGACGAGCUGAGGAAUCUUGGUCUUAUACCAGAUCACUCCAUCCUCAGCUACAUUCUUCGCGCUUGUGCAAAUCUUAAGAUGUUGUUAGAAGGAAAAUCAAUUCAUUGCUGUAUUGUGAAAGACUGCCAUGAUUCUGACUCCAGAUUAUGCAUUGAAAAUGCUCUUAUUGAGAUGUAUGCUAAAUGUGGAGCAAUUGAUUGUGCGAAUCUGGUGCUUAAGGGGAUGGAACGGCAGAGUGAAUUCUCAUGGACAAAUGUUAUAUCUGGUUACAGCGAAAUGGGUCGUUAUGAAGAAGCCCUGCAGUUGUUCCGAGGAAUCCUUUACACCUCAGUCUCCAUGAAGCCAACUCAGUUCACACUCGUCAAUGUUCUUCAGGCCUGUUCAAAGACAGAUUCACCAGCUAGAGGAAAGCAAAUCCAUGCUUAUGCUGUAAAACAAGGAUUUGAAUCUCAUCUCUUUGUGCAGAGCUCGCUGAUCAACAUGUAUGCAGCAUCUAAAGACGGGAUUCAGGAUGCUUGUCAAGUAUUCUCUUCCAUGAAGAAAAGGGACCCUAUCUCCUGGAGUUCUAUAAUAACAGCAUUAACACAAAAUGGGUACACUGAGGAAGCUUUAAAAGUUUUUGCAGAAUUUCAACAUUCACCUGAUUAUUCAGUUGACGAUUCUACAUUGUCUAGCUGUAUCUCAGCUUGUGCUAGCUUAGCUGCAUUGGAUGUAGGCAAGGCCUUGCACGCCUUUGCUGUUAAAAUUGGGUUUGCAUCGGAAUUUCAUGUGGAGACUGCCAUCAUAGAUAUGUACAGCAAGGGUGGGACCUUAAAGGAUGCCCGAACGUUUUUUGAUGAAAAGAGAGAUCGCAACUUGGUUUCUUGGACAGCUAUGAUGUCUGGGUAUGCUAACCAUGGGUAUGGGAAAGAAGCCGUUAAGCUGUUUAAUGAAAUGAAGGAAUCGGGAUUAGACCCCGAUGGGAUUACCUUUGUUGGCAUUUUAAUGGCUUGUAGUCACGCAGGGCUUGUGAAUGAAGGCAGGGAAUUGUUUGAAUCCCUGAGAAAUGAUCACUGCUCAGAAUUGACAAUAAACCACUAUGCUUGCAUGGUUGAUCUCCUUGGUCGAGCUGGUAAUGUGGAUGAGGCAGUGGAUUUCAUAAAAAGAGCUCCAUUUCAUUCUAAAUCUCUUCUUUGGAAAACAUUACUAGGUGCCUGCAGGAAACAUGGAAACGUUGAAUUAGGAAAUCAGAUUGCAGGGAUGUUGGUUGAAUUAGAGCCUGAGGAGUCCUCCAAUUAUCUACUACUGUCUAACAUAUAUGCAUCAGCGGAGAUAUGGGACAGUUCGAAGAAAGUCAGGAACAAAUUGAAAGGAGUGAAAACUUGUAAGCAACCCGGUAGGAGUUGGAUUCAAGUGGUCUGAUGAUAUUUGGAUGGCUUCAGAAGUGGAACCUAUAGCUGGUCAAAUUAAAGGUUGGCUUUGGAAAUUCGUAGUCAUGUUCCCAUUUUCUCAUGCCAAAUGGGAUUGGGUUCUCGAAGUUGAAGACAGGGAUCUGCUAGAAAUUGAGGGAUUGCUCAAUUGUGGGUCCACUUUAGCCAUUAAAUCACAAGGCAUGUGCUGCAGAAAUCAAGGAAUCUUUAUAUUUGCCUGGAUAUUUCUCAGGUCUUUACUCCAAUUACUUAUAAUGGAAGGGGUCUACUCUUUCGACCAAUUUAUAUGCCAGUUAUAUAAAGGUUCAGCUUUCCUGGAUUGCUGAUCAGUCUGAAUUCCAGACUUUCAGCGCAAGGUACCUCCAUCAGAAUACUGCAAAGUGCCCAUCAGAAAGAAGAAACACAACCAAGCAAGGCCUGUGAUAGCUCUGAUCAAUCCUGCACGCGCUCUGAAAUCGCAUCCUAAGCACUUUAAUGCCUCGUUGGAGCAAGGUGAAAAUGGCAGCGGUGAUAGGGUUGGGGCUGCGAGAGAUGGGGGGGUGGUCGUUUUGGCUGCUGCUGCCAUAGUUGCUGGUCAAGGCGGAGGCUUUAGCGAUGCAGGGUUCGAGGGAGGCAGGGAAGGUGAGGCUGGUGAAGGCGGCGAAGGUGGGGCUGGCGGGUGUGGUGCUGGACUUCGGUAAGUAUGGCAAUAGCAUGCGUAAGAAUCUGUUUGAUUCCCAUGCGUUCUUUGGAUCCUUGGAAUAUGUACUUAUUCUAAGAAGUAAUUUUGUUCUGUUGUGACUUAAUGUCAAAAAAAGAUCAUUGCUUGUUAAAAUCACGAUGAAGUAAUGGGAAAUAUUUGCCGUAGUUUGAUAAAUUAUAAAUGGUUCGAUUUUGUGGA
This is a messenger RNA of Punica granatum (pomegranate), 3663 nucleotides long. Lineage: Eukaryota; Viridiplantae; Streptophyta; Magnoliopsida; Myrtales; Lythraceae. The record is from RefSeq and is a predicted model, not a curated record.